Messenger RNA from Perkinsus marinus ATCC 50983, 1278 nucleotides. RefSeq names its product aspartyl aminopeptidase, putative. The record is from RefSeq and is a predicted model, not a curated record. Bases 1 to 1236 code for a protein of 411 amino acids. The transcript has 8 exons. Lineage: Eukaryota; Perkinsozoa; Perkinsida; Perkinsidae. Gene Ontology annotation, molecular function: zinc ion binding; aminopeptidase activity. Gene Ontology annotation, biological process: proteolysis.
AUGGGCCUUAGGACCUGUACAGAGUCAUACGUUGAAAGAUCUCAAACGUGCUCCGACUAUGUUAUAUGUUCUUCGGNNNNUGGCAAAGACUUCGACCCUUCCACUUCAAGUAUGGUCAUUAUUGGUACCCACACAGAUUCUCCUUGUUUGCGUUUGCGUCCGAAUUCGGCGAGAGAAUCAGAGGGUAUGCUGCAACUCGGUGUCACCCCUUAUGGUGGCGGCUUGUGGCACACUUGGUUUGAUCGUGGUCUCGGGCUAGCUGGCAAAGUAGUGUAUUCUCAUGAUGGUAAAAUACAUGAGAAAUUGGUGCGAGUGGACCGUCCGGUUGCCAUUCUGCCCAAUUUGUGUCGUCAUCUGCAGAGUAACGAGGAGAGGGCAGCGUUCAAGUUCAAUCCUGAAGAGCACCUCAUCCCCGUAUUUUGUUCUAAGAAGCAUGCGACCACCGAAGAGCGCAUUCGCGGCAAUCAUAAAGUUUUUCUGCAACUUCUCGCCGACGAAGCCGGAUGCCAGGUUGAAGACAUUCUCGAUUUCGAUAUUUGUAUGAUGGACUCCACCAAGGCGGCCUUUGUCGGCUUGUAUGAGGAGUUCCUGGCCUCAGCAAGGCUUGAUAACCUCGUCUCGACAUUCUCUGCGUUUUCUGCUAUAACUACGGACGCUGACGAACUCGUUAAAGGUUCCCAACUCUCUAUUGCUGUCGCGUUCAAUCAUGAGGAAGUUGGUUCGCGCAGUGCGACUGGAGCUGGCUCCAAGAGCGUCCAGUGCUGGAUUGAGAGAGUCCUCGCUAACUUCUCAUCCAAGGAAGACUACUCUCAACUAGUGGCACGGUCUAUAUUGAUCUCGGCAGAUGGCGAACAUGCAGUUCACCCAAAUUAUGCUGAUCGUCAUCAAGCGGAGCAUAAGACAGGUCUAGGAAAAGGUGUUGGUAUUAAAAUCAACCCAAACCAACUUUAUGCUACCAAUGCUGUUACCACUGCUAUCACUCGAGUUGUUGCCAAGAAAGCGAAUGUGGCCUUACAAGAGUUCACUGUAAAGAAUGGCACCAGUAGCGGAUCCACGAUUGGUCCUAUGCUCUCUGCCAAUCUGGGUAUUCGUACAGUAGAUUUGGGCAUUACUCAAUGGGCAAUGCAUUCGAUAAGGGAAACAUGUUCGGUUGAAGAUAUAGAUUCGAUGCUAAGAAUCUGUCAAGGUUUCUAUCGCUAUUUUGUCGAAGUUGACAAUUCUUUCAUUGAAGCUUAAAUGCAUUUUAUACCACUUAUUCGUAUAUUGCAUAUUCCUGUA